Messenger RNA from Juglans microcarpa x Juglans regia, 626 nucleotides. RefSeq lists its product as uncharacterized. The transcript is spliced from 2 exons. The record is from RefSeq and is a predicted model, not a curated record. NCBI's taxonomy places the organism in Eukaryota, Viridiplantae, Streptophyta, Magnoliopsida, Fagales, Juglandaceae. The coding region runs from base 51 to 302 and encodes 83 amino acids.
CGUCGGUAUCAAAACAUUCUAGGAGAAGGCUCGUUCCCUUUCCGGUGGACAUGCCACCGUUAUCUUUCUCUCGUCUCGGGAAGUCCUUGCCAUUCUCCAGGCUCUUCAGGCAGCUUGAGCAAGAGAUGGAAACUGUGAUAAAGGUGCUGCAGCCCGGACCACUGGGAAUUAUAGAACACAAAUUCCCUGCUGAAGCAAUACAUGAGGCACAUGCUACAGUUCGUAAAGCAGUUGAGAAUUGGCAGAGUAAUGCAAAGCUAGAGCAGAGAACCCAGGUCUUGAAAGACUAUGUCAAUUAUUGAAGCUGUAAGGAACAUGUGUGAUGUUUUGUCAUGGAUGCUAAUUAUAUAAACUCUUCUCUAUGCUUCCUUAAAGUCAUGAUAUUCCACCCCCCCCCCCCCCCCCCCCCCCCCCCCCCACGGCAUCGUUUAUUAAUACCUGUUGCUGCAAUAAUUUUCUUCUCGGUUUCCUUUGUUAUUCUAUGAUGUGGGAUGAAGUUCCUUUUUUUUUUUUGAGUGAUUAGGAAAGCCUCUUGCGUUAUUCUUGACAACUGAAAGUUUUUGUAAUUGAAUAUUUGUCUUUAUAUUGACAAAUAUGGUAUUAAUUAAGGCCUUUUUUACCAUUUA